ACGACGUCUGUCAAAACGAAUCUCUUUUUCUCUCUUUCCGGCAUCUUUAACAAUUGUGUGAACACACUUUUGUAAAGUUGUGAAGUAGUUUUUACUUGAAAACUAACCGUUUCGUUCGCCAAGAUGCCACCAAAGUUCGACCCCAAUGAGAUCAAGCUCGUCUACCUGAGAUGUGUCGGUGGAGAAGUCGGUGCCACUUCAUCUUUGGCCCCCAAGAUCGGUCCACUUGGUCUGUCCCCCAAGAAGAUCGGUGACGACAUCGCCAAGGCCACCGGAGACUGGAAGGGUCUGAAGAUCACUGUCUGCCUGACCAUCCAGAACCGACAGGCUGCCAUCUCGGUUGUCCCAUCGGCUGCCUCCCUGAUCGUGAAGGCCCUGAAGGAACCGCCACGCGAUCGCAAGAAGGUCAAGAACAUCAAGCACAAUGGCAACAUCACCUUCGAUGAAGUGAUCAGCAUUGCCCGGGUGAUGCGACCCCGCUCGAUGGCCCGCGAACUGUCCGGUACCUGCAAGGAAGUGCUGGGUACGGCCCACAGCGUUGGCUGCACGAUCGAUGGCCGUGCGCCACAUGAUGUCAUUGACGACAUCAACAGUGGCGCGAUCGAAUGUCCUGCUGAGUGAAUGUAAAAAUUUAUACUGAAUUAUAAGUGCGAAGCUACUGAGAGGAGGUUCAAUAAAAACUAUUAUUAAAUGAAAAAA
Molecule: messenger RNA, 699 nt
Organism: Aedes albopictus (Asian tiger mosquito)
Lineage: Eukaryota; Metazoa; Arthropoda; Insecta; Diptera; Culicidae
Gene: RpL12
Product: large ribosomal subunit protein uL11
Exons: 3
Coding region: 124-621 (165 amino acids)
Biological process (GO): translation
Cellular component (GO): cytosolic large ribosomal subunit; ribosome
Molecular function (GO): structural constituent of ribosome; large ribosomal subunit rRNA binding
Source: RefSeq, a predicted model, not a curated record